Porites lobata is the source of this 13177-nucleotide messenger RNA. Lineage: Eukaryota; Metazoa; Cnidaria; Anthozoa; Scleractinia; Poritidae. The record is from the annotation of a GenBank genome assembly.
AUGAAAAAUGAAGCCGGUGCCUUUUUCCAAGUAGCCGGCGAACUUUGCCAGACAAAUCAUCUAGUACAAGGCCAAUCCUUGCCACCCCUGGUAAGCCUAUUUAACUUCAUCAGCCAGACAAACUUCGCCAAUCAAAACAAGGUGAAAGAGAACUCUGACGUGAUAAGAUUUCUUGAAGAACUAAAGGAAGACGCAGUAAACAGUGCUAACGAGAAUGAUGCCGAGAGUAAAACAGAAGCCAAGGAGAAGUUGAAUUUUGACAGCCAAAUGGAUUUGAAACUGGUUCUUAUAUUGCUGAUCCUCUUCUCUGUACAACUGCAGUUGCACGAUGCCAUUUUUGCUGCGUAUGACCUUUACGCAUCUCUUUUUCCAAACGAUGGUUGGUUCUUCCUAAGUGCUAACGAUGAGCUUCAGGUUUACUCAUCGAAGACGUCAGUAACCUGUAACGGAAAAACUGCGGUGCUACAGGUUAUGUUUUCCACCACAAUUGGUGACAGCGGAAGUGAAUUAGAGAGCUCCAUUCCUAGAAAUUCUGUGUUUCGAAACAUAGUCUAUAGGAAAGGUAUGCCGACUUACAGCUUAUUGGCCAUUCAAAGCUCAGAUGCCAUUCCAGACGUCGAUGGCAUAAAGCAAGUAGAGCAGGCGACAUUGCGUUCCUUCCAAGAGUACCUGGAAAUCGAAUGCCUUGAAGAGGAAGGCGAAGCUACUCAGUUUAUUGUUGAUCUUUCUGUGAUUUCAGAGAAAGAAUCGUUUCUGACAGAGCGUCGUAGUGAGCUCCUGCCUCUCUGCUUGUCUGAAGAAAAAGAAAAAGCUGAAAUACCUAACGAAAGGAGCAACGUGCAUUCCAUCGUCCCAUUUCUGUGCGAGAAGACAGCUUGGCUUACAUUUGCGGAUGAACCGACCAGUUGUUUCAUGUUCGGUAAAAUUGCGUUAUGGCUUCUGCAGGAAUGUAAAUGGGAAAAGAUGUCCUCAUUGAGAGUGCAAAACCAGUGUCUUGUCCUAACAGUUGUCCGUCCAGUUAAAGCCAAAAUAACAAUCUGGUAUGGAAAUGAUUUCAUCAAACAAAGGGUUCAGAUCAUAUUCACCGAUGACGGGGAACAGCUGUUAGGUGGAACUGGACAGAAAGGUUCAUUGUGCAACUCAGAAGUGUAUAACAGGGUGAUUGAGGAAUUUUUCGCACCAGUCAUCAUUCAUCACUGGACCAGCACCCGUAAUGGUGUACGCGUGGGGACCGCGAUUACUCGAGAAUGCUCCUGGGCUGCUGCGCCUACAGCUGUCCUCCUUGAAUUCAAUGAGCCAGCAUCUUUUCAAAGAUCCUUUGCAGAAGUAAGUAAACGGAUCUCGAUUUCAUUGCCACGUUGUUGUUGAGUUUCAUAUAAAAGUAAUAUAUUUUCCAUAAAAUUAAAUAAUGUGCGACCUAAGUUACGAUUUUGUAUAGUACUUACAAUGAAAUUUUUAGCGCUCCUAUGAAAAAUAAAAUUUUGAACUUGAUCAUUUCAACAUUUAGUUCAUCUGAUUCAAUAUUCCGUUCUGCAGUUAAACAAUUAAAAAUUCAAAACACUAUUUGAUUUAAGUAUUGAUUUCUGAUUGGAUUGAUAAGGCAUCGAUUUUCCAAGUGACAAAGAGAAGUUAAUCUGCUUGACGGGAAAAGAAAUCAGUUGAAAAGAAUUUGUGAACGAGGAAAAUUCAAGCAUUUCUUGUACUAGUAUGUUAGAUUAUUCGUUUCAUCCAAAACGAGCGGAGAUGGAAGGUGCCCUUGCGUUCUCUGAGUCGUUAUGACUUGAAUUUUCAUUUUUUAUAACCUUAACUGGAAACACUUUGAUGACGUAAAGGAUAGUUCUUAUUAGAGGCCUAACAGAACAAGGGUGGCGCAGUGGUGGGAACACUCGCCUCCUACCAAUGUAGCCCGAGUUCAAAUCUCGGCAUCGAAGCCAUAUGUGGGUUGAGGGUACUCUCUGGUUUUCCUCUCUGCUCAAAAACCCUGACUUCUAAUUUCCAAUUCUAUCUGGAACGUACAGAUAGUCUAAACGAGUUCUUAAGAACUCCGAAGGGCUUCGUGGGUAAACACAUGAGGAUGUGGAUGACUUCCCCCAAAUUUAUCGCCCUGCCUUAUAAUUCAGUGUUAUCUGAUGGAUUGUCGUGAGAGCAGGUCAGAAAAACGGUUAAGCGAUCUACGAAACCCCACUAAGACAUAACCUUAAAUGAAGUGGUGUGCAACACACAAUGGGGAAAUUAACUGUGACCUUAUACAUGUAUUUAAACAACUUAGGUUGAUUGUUAUAAGAGAAAACGCGUUAAUAGUUUCUCUAGAAAUAUCUACAAAUUAAUACGCGCAAUGUUUGUCUGGCCUGUAGGAAAGAAGUGCGAGAAAGUGCCUGAAUGCUAUUACCCUUGAGUGUUUGACAGCGGUCAGUGAAUUAACUUACCUUCUUCAUGGCAACCAACACCCUGAUGGUGCAGUACCAGACGUACAUCCUGAAGAUGCAUCAAAAGGCGUCCAAACGAAUGAGGUGGUUCCAAAGGUUACCGAAACUGAUCCCUCUUUCAGUUUCUUUGACUCAGACGUUUCCUCCCUUAAAGUUGACAAAGAUGUCACUCCCGAUUCCCGUGGCUCCGCCACCAUUUCUAGUUAUUGCCGCAAAACAGCCUCCAUUUCUGAAGGUAACACAGAAGAGAUAAACGAAUUGCUGCUUACACCUUCUGGGUCAUCGAAUGCGGAAGGAAGUAAUUCUGUGGCCGUCACCGAUGAAGAUAGGCUGUUAGGGAGGGAGCUGUUCGUAAAAGACAGGAAAUCUCGACACUUUUCCAUUGCUAAGCUACUUGAAGAAAUGAAGAAAAAGGAAAUACUUCCAAAUCCUUGCCUCCUGGUAAAAAGUGAAUCCCAUACAAAAGAAGAGAGUGUAAAAGAAGUGUCUUCUGUGGAAGAAUCAUUUCAUCAGAAACUUCAUUGCGAACGUCUAAGACCAGGAUCUUUCGAUUGCUUUGAACACGAAGGAGAGGAAGAUGGAAACAAAAAAUGCGAAGAUAAUGAGAGUUUUCCGGAAAGUUGUAGAAGUUCUAUGGCCUUUUGCCAGAAACACGCUCCUGGUAUUUUGCAGACAAGUGAAGAAAGGAAAGAAGAGAGAGGCUGGGUAUUUCCCAGCGCUGCUGAACUCCAGAAUGGCUCGGUUUGUCAGUCAGUGAUAGAUGAAAAGGAAAAACAAAGUGCAACCACCAGUACGAUUAUGGAAGUCGCCUUGCUGCGGAAAAAGAAUGGUGAUCAUUUUUGUGUAACGGAAGAAAACGAAGCUAAUGUCAAUGAGGUUUGUGGCCAACAAAGCGAUCAACAUGUGGUUCUUGAAGGCGCCACCCAAGAAAGAGGCAUGGAUAUCAGAGACCCCCAAACUGGCCUGGUUGAAAGAAAUCAUGCCGAACACAACAAAGAAGUAAUGCAACUAGAAGAGGAAAAUGCCCUUCAUAUCGGAAUGUUUAAAAGCCAUGACUCCCAGAAUCAAAGGAAAACGAGCUUGCUUGGCAGUGAGACCAAUUCCGAAUCUUCCAAAAUCUCAGAGAUUGGUGAGUGUUUUGUAGAGAGAGCAGAGGACGCGGUUCAGAACACCUCACGAGAUUUUGAGAGUUUCAAUUUGGGACUCCCUAGUUCUAGGAGAAAACAAAGCCAUGAUAACGUUGACGUGUCAGGUCGAAUUGGUACAAAACUACAGCUGGAUCAACGAGGCCAUCAAAGCGGUGUUAGUGCAAUUCACAGAAAAGACCACAUGAAAAAGACACCUGAAUCUCCAUUUUUUGGAGGCGAUGUCGUUGCAGAUGGUUUUAUCUCAGACGUCUUGCCAGAUUCUACUACUGUUGCUCUUCGACCCACCCUACAGCUUUCAGAAGUCCAGCAAGGAGAUACCAUGGGAGCCAAUACACAUUCUCGGUUUCUGGGUGACGAUGUUGUGGCAGACGCCUACGGCUAUUUAACAGAUGCCUUGCCACAAACAUUUCAAGAUACUGUCGACGGUCCCGCCAUUACGACCGAAAAUCCCCAUUCAGGUGAUGCCACGUUUGAAGAAAGGGGUACUGGAAACGUUUGUUGUGGGAAUGAUGUUAAAGAGGUAAAUAAGCUUCCAAGGAUUUACAAUAAUUGUUCUGAUCAAGUGACUUUGGACAGACGAGUGUUAGUUGAUACUUCCGCAAAUCCUCCUGCAGACAGAGACGACGCUGAAUAUCAUCCACAAGGCUUUGGAGGCGCAAGACCUAAACAAGGAUUGCCUAAGCCACCAAGAUCCUCCAGUGUCAUUGGGAGGCCCGUGCAGUUACGUUCUAGCCAACAGUCCGAGGAAAUUAUUCUCGGCCUAAAUCCCAACUUUGUGGCGCGCCAUGCUGUUACUGACGAUAACCUCCACUACCCUGAUUUUGAUGGAGCCGAAUGGAAAGACCGUUUAUAUCAAUAUAGUGAGGAGCAUCUCUAUUUAGCCAACGUCUCUGGUAAUUUAAGCGGGAAAAAAAGUUUUAACUUGUAUGGACAAGAAGUAUUACAAAAUAGUCAUAACUCAUCCAGCAUAAGUCGACACUCACCUGAAUCAGACGCUUUUGACGGUGGCGCUACCAUGCAAAGAAGUGUUCAUUCUUUGGCUAGAAGUCCGUCACUUCUCCCCAAGGAGGAGAAAAGCUGGCAUUUUCCACCUUUACAAGGAACUACAGAAAACCGUAUCCUACAACGUAAAUACCGAGAAAACUACGGUCCUGGUCACUUGCAAUUGACGCAAGAUCAUGGACCAAUGUUUCAGAGUCCAAAUCCAGAUUCAAGCAAUGCCAUGGUCGUAGCCUCGACCAAUUUCAAUAACAAUACCGACAGUUAUGGCGAUUCUUCCUUGCAUUCGACUUACACCAGGGAAGCAGAUUCGGUUACUGUGCAUGAAGACCAGCGGGAUUUAAUUGAAGACAACAUAGAAACCCAUCUAGAGGAUCUAGAAAAGGUCAUGUCGCGAACUGUAGGCCUCUUCGCCUCUAUUGUGGCCACCGAAACGCAGGUGGAAAUUAAAGAGCAAAAUACAGAAAAGGUAGGUAUACAAGAACAAGCGAUGAGCGGAGUAGACAAUGGCCAAACCGAAAUUGCUGGGGGAGUAUAUUCUGGAGAACAAACAGCCCUUAUUCCGAGAAAUGAACAAACCACAGACACUAAGAAGGAAGACGGCAUCUCUCCCAUUCAAGAAAGCCCACGUCCCGCAUGCGGUCAUUAUCAGCGGCGAUGUCUUGUCCGUUUUCCAUGCUGCGGACGUUUUUACCCCUGUCACAGGUGUCACAAUGAGUCGGCCGCAUGCACUGAUGACCAAGCAAGAGCCAUAAACGCUACACAUAUCAGAUGCAUUAUCUGUUACCAUGAACAAGUGGUAAGAUGAUGAUACAUCCAUCUAUUUGCUAAUGCUUUGUAGUUUCUACAUUAAAAUUGUUGAUACCACGCUAGCAGGCGUCCGGCGUCGUCAUGUUUUAAGUGUACUUGCUUAAUUAGGGCGCACUAUUCAAUUCCGACCUCAGGCAUUUGCAGUCGGUUGAAUUUUUUGAGCAAACCAGAUCAUGAACUACAACAGGAAUCCCUUGGAGAAUGUUUGAUAUCCCUAGAACUUGCAUUUCCGUUGGGUCUCUGUUUUUUUUAAAUAUAUUUUGCAAGGCAGAAAACUUCCAACAAGAUAUCUGAAAGAUAGAUCUUAACGUUAAGCUUAACUUCUGUUUUUGUUUAUCUUUCUUUGUUUUAUUUUAUUUUUUGAGUUUGAUUUCAUAUUCUCUAUAAUAAAGUAUGUAAUGCAAUUUAUGACACUAACAAAUGUUUUUAUAUUUUCAAACCAUAGAUUGACGAGGGAAGCCAAAAGUGUCGCGGCUGUAAUUCGAAAAUUUCAGAUUAUUUCUGCGCCAUCUGUAAACAUUUUACUUCGCUCGACAAGAAUCCAUUCCAUUGUGACAAGUGUGGAAUCUGUAGGUAGGAGGUAUAUUCUUGACUUUAGGUCUAAGGAAAUGUACUUAUAUUUUUUUGUUUCCUUGAAGUAGGCGCAUAGCAUUUAAUAAUAAUAAUAAUAAUAAUUUAUUCAUUUAUAUUGCGCUUUUUAACAUGCUAGGUGAUCAAAAGCCAAUUACAACAAUAAAUAACCUAAAAACUAUACAAAUAUUAGAAAUAUACAAAUAUAUUUAAUAUCUAAGAGAUAUUAAAAGCUAAUUUAAAAAGAUAAGUUUUAAGAUUAGACUUAAAAGUAGAACGCUUGAUGUUGCGAAGGCUAACAGGAAUGACAGAGCUGAACAAGGUCUGCGCAUGUGCCGAGACGGGAGAGGUCUGGAAUCUAACCUAGUAUCGUUUUCAAAGGGAUUUUCAAAACGUCCUCACAUUUUGGCGAUUAUUAAAGUGGAUUCUGAAUAUUUAAGGUCCUCAGUUAAACUAAAGGUAGAUUAUUUCAUACUUUAUUCAAUUCUCGUUUCUACCCUUGUAAUUUUUCUUCUACUUUUUUCUAUGAACAAAAGAAGACGCACGAACGAAUCAUCCCUGCAAUAAUAGUAUCGUUUGAAAAGCGAUUUUCAAAACAUACUCACAUUUUGGCGAUUAUUAAGGUGGUUUCUGAAUAUUCAAGGCUCCCAUUUAAACUAAAGGUAGAUUAUUUCACACUUUAUUUAAUUCUCGUUUCUACCUUUGUAAUUUUUCUUCUACUUUCUUCUAUGAACAAAAGAAGACGCACGAAAGAAGCGUCCCCGCUAUAAAUUAAAUAGUAUCGUUUGCAAAAGGAUUUUCAAAACAUCCUCACAUUUUGGCGAUUAUUAAGGUGGUUUCCGAAAAUUCAAGGCUCCCAUUUAAACUAAAGGUAGAUUAUUUCAUACUUUAUUGAAUUCUCGUUUCCACCUUCGUAAUUUUUUCCCUUUUUUUGCUAUGAACAAAAGAAGAUGCACAGACGAAGCCGAAAACAGUUCUUUCAUUCGAAUGUGUACAUUUUCAAGCGUAAACACAUGGAAGUACAGAUUAUCAAUAUGUUAUCAGUUCUAAGAAAUCGUCUGGACAUCAUAUCAGUGUCAGCAUUAAAGGUACAUUUUAUUUAUCUCUGUUUUUCCUUGAAUGAUCGUCCUUAAGUUAUUUCUCUUGUUAUAUCUCGCUUGGUUUCACUAUAAGAACUGUAAGAACACAAAACAAUCACUGAGGUUUCGAAUUCAAUCAAGUUCUUUCUUCCAAACUUGUUUCCCUUUAUGACUCAUUCUUGGCUCAGCUCAAAAGAGCUAUUAUAAAUUUUUGUAUAUGACAACAGGCAAAAUUAAUGUUGAAAAGAGUAAAUGGGCAAGUAAUACAGUCGAUGCUUGCUGGUAAAAGUAUCAAUGACUUGAAGUUCUCUAAAAAGCUUCAUUACAGAGAAAGCACAAUCUGACUCUUUACAAACUUUCAUUUAUUUUUCUCUUCGAAGUCUAGAUCUUCAUUCCUUGAUUCUUCUGCUUCAUUCAAACCUGUCAUAAAAGGAAAACCUAUAGUUAAUACGAAAACUCACAUAGAGCUGAGCCAACUUGUGAUUGUUUCCCAAAACUUCAACAGCUUUAAACUUUUAAAGGUUUAUCCACUAAUAAGCUUAAAGGUGCAAAUUAAAUUUUAAACAAACUUUACCGAAUAAAUACUGAUUCUACAGCUCGACCAGCGCCUCUAAGCCGGCUAGAGGUACGUAAAAGCUUCUUUGAUCGCACUAAGAUUUGUAACUAAGUUUAUGACUUUCACGACUUCUUGUGUCUGAUGGUAUCAUCGCGCUCAAAGCCGGCUGUCUUGCCACCAAGUCAAAAGAAACGGUCAACAACUGUUAUCGCUCGGCCUACAUUACAAAUAUUUGCUCCUCCUUAACCAGAAUAAAGUAAUGUUUAAGUAAAUCGUUUACGUACCAUCGAAGAAAAGUCGCCCAAACUCCAGCACGUUGCUCUUUUUUAAUUUCUCAGUCAUCUUUCUGCAAACUUACUGACGAUCUGCAUCAAAACAAUGAAAAACCUUCGCCGGGACGGUCAAAAACAUUUUCCUUGAUCCCUGGAUUACAUAACAUUUCUUUCCAUGAGUUGCAUUUCUAACGUAUUCGUAGAAUUUCUCCUUUGUUGGCAUUCACAAAUAUGAGUUUAGAUGGUCGAAGAUAAAAUGGUCUCAGAUGCUAGAAUUUCACUUUGCGCGAGUGCUUCGCGCACGGGCUAGACUAGUAAACAAGUGAUGUCACGGACAUGCGUAGUACGUUAUUCAGCCCUGUCAACAGGAAUAGGGUUUCAUGAAGUGGGCGCAGCCACACUGAAGGGUCUCUCACCAAAUGACUUUUUCAUUUUCCCUGAUGGAUGCUUUAAUAAACCACCUUCAUUAGAGCGCAGCAAAUAGCGCGUAUUAAUCUUAAUAUGAAUUAAAUCGAUGAUUUAACUAGGUGCCAUGCCACAGAGGCCUUUGAAAGUAAGUAAUAAAAUUUUAAAAUUAAUUCUAUAUCUUACUGGUAACCAGUAUAAAUUUGUCAAAAUGGGCGUAGUAUGGUCAUACUUUUUACAUGACAUAAGCAGCCUAGCUGCUGCGUUCUGUACUCUUUGCAACUUAGUUAUUUCACAGUCCGGUAAUCCAUAGAGAAACCAUUAUAAUAAUCAAUUCUACUUGUAACGAAGGCAUGCAACACCAUUUUUAAUUUAUCCCUAGGCAGAAAUUGGCUUAUUCUCUUGAUAUUAUGUAACCGGAAAAAUGCCGCACUACAAGACACAGAAAUAUGGGUCGACAUAGAAAAAUGCGAUUCGAACCAGGCGCCGAGGUUACGCGCUACUUUAACAGGCUUAAUAUCAAUAGUGCCAACACGGACAGAACAGUGAUGAAUUUUCAGCAACUGUGGUCUCCAUCCGAUAACAAGAAAUUCAGUCUUAUCAUUGUUGAUCUUUAGUUUGUCCCGGUUCAUCCAUUUACGUAAAUCACUAAUGCAUCGCUCCAUGGCUUCCAAUGCCAUCACUUGAUCCGUAGGACUGUUAGGAUCGAAAGACAAGUAAAGUUGCGUGUCGUCAGCGAAGCAAUGCGCAUUCGGCAGGUGGUCUUGUACUAUCUCAAAGAGCUUGGAGGCGUAAACCACAGACAGAAGCUCAAUAUCACAAUAUCAACCUGAUAACUGUACGGAUCUGAGCGGCCCAGCAUUGAGCAGUGCACAACGCUUCAACGCUGAGUACGUCCACAUUCACUGCAAAAGCUACCCUUUGUUUUCUUUUCCAGAUAAGAGUGGAGAGAGAAUACCUUAUCGCCGAAACAAGGGCCAUAUGUUGCACUCUGAUCUUUCUCUUUUCAAGUCAAUCAUGCUCUCCCAAAAAUAAAGUAAAUUACCAGACUUUCAAGGCUGUAUGUGGUUUAACAAUCACAAAACAAUUUAACGUUUCCAAACAGUGCUCCAUACUUUGUCCAGGAUCAUACCACUUGAGUGAUUACUUACUGAGAAACCCUUUUGGCCUUACCAACGCCACCUCUAGUCUGAUUAUUUGAGGCUAUUUUUUUUUUGUUACAACCUCUUUUGGACCGCUGAGAUGUAAACUGCUUACUCGCCGGUAGCUCCAGGCUAACUGAAGAAAAUGCUUGUUCUGUCCUCACUCCGUGUAGUGCCUUCUACAUGAAACGAAAAAACAAACAGACAAAUCAGAAUUUCCUCUCACUUUUGCAGCGCUUCAACGCUAUUAUUAUUAUUAUUGCUUUUAUUCUAGUCAGUUAUUUCUGAAGUCUUUUACGUUUUUUCACUUGCUGAAAUGUUUUUUCGUUCUUUGUUUUUUCUUCUUAGAAUUCAUCGUGAUAAGUCUUUUCAUUGCGAUGUAUGCAACGUUUGUCUGGAUAAAAGACUUCAAGGGAAACACAAGUGCCGACCAGACUCUGGGCAUGAUGAAUGCUGCAUUUGCCUAGAGGUAAAAUAUGUUUUAUUAUUAGGAAAAGUUUCUAGGGGAACAUAUUUCAUAUUGCGAUAUCAAAUCUGAUAUCAAAUAGCUGUGUUGUGCAUUGUCUAGUUUGCUAGCUAAUGAAGGAAAUCUGUUAUAUGUAGUCCGUUGUAUGUAGUUACUCGGGCAGCUAAAAGCAUAAUUAGUUCCGGUCAACUGUUUCCCUGCAUGAGGGACUACUGUAGUAUCUGGUAUUCACGUAAGAAUAUAAAGUGGAUGAGGUAAAACAGGGAUCCGUAAAGGGAGAAAGGAAUGGAGAGGAAUUUUACUUAAUUAUGAAUUAUAUGCAUCUCAUUCGAUCCUUAAUCCGCAUGCAAGUGAAGAAUGACGACUUUUUGUUUAAACGUUCACGGUACAGACAGGAAAUUUAGUCCUAGCAACAAGGUGAUGACGACGCGGAGCUGCGCCACCAUGUAAUGGCAACUUUUGUAAGGAAGUAUAAAUUAAGGAGGCGGGCAAAACAGAGAAAUAAGAAAGUGACAAAGACAGAUUUUGGUGCAGCUUUACAGCAAUAUCACGUAACAAUGCGUGAGAGGCUCAUACGCACUGCCAAAGAUGAUCGCUACGAUGACAAAUGGAGAAGAUUUAUAUUGAAUAUCGACCAGAGCCCUCUUUCCUUUGCCGUUUGCAUCAAGACGACCUACGAGCUCUCAGAAGAAGAACAGCACCAGAUUGGAUUAAUCAGCCUGGUAGUGGGCUUGUAAAACACCAGUGCGCAGUUCAGGUGUGCUUCAGACCGAUUAAAUGGUGAUCAGCGUAGACUUGGUAUCAUUUUUCGGGGUACAACUAGAACAAACGAAUCAGCAAUGAUAAAAAGGCAGCUAUCACCCCGAUUUUGGUGUUUUCUUUCAAACAAAAUGCAUGGGCGGACACCACUACCUUUGUGGAAUGGGUUGAGAGAACCCUUUCUAAAGCUGUGGCUGAUGACUAUCGCUUUUGUUUGUUUUGUAAUAAUUUGAAGAAGCAGUAUCGUAACUUAGGGGUGUUGUUUGGUACGGAUUACCCGCAACAACAGAUCUAUGGCAGCCAGUUGAUGCUAGUUAUGCACAACUCCUUAAGUCCUUGAUUGGGCAAGCUCAAAGACGGUGGCUGGAUGAUGAAGACAAUGCAACGAAGUGGUACGGCCACGAUAAGAGUUUUACGUCCAUGCAGCGAAGAAUAUUGAUAACCCACUGGGCUGGAGAUGCCUAAAACAAGCUAGUAACACCUGCUUAUGAUCACCUGCGCCUCAAAGUGUGGCAGAAGACAGGUCGCCUGAUUUCAGGACGAAUUGGUCAAACCAGAGCGCCUACUCAGCUACAUUUUUCCACCACCUUCCCUACUACAGCCUUUAUCAUCUGAUCCACGUCAUGAGGACAACACUUCCACCAGCUGUAGAACUGACAGCGAUGCUGACAAUGAGAAUUAAAAUGAGGAGAGUGGGCCUGAUCCAGCAGAGGACAGGAUGACGGACAGGGACUAUGACAAUCCACCAGUGGGAAGAAAGGUGACUGCGUUUAAUGAGAAUGGUUGGUUUACCGGCACUAUCCACUGCUUGAACAAAGUUCUAAAGGAGAUCAAACAUCUGAUUUUCUCACCGUCCAAGAUUUUGAUAACGUGGAAGAUGUAUUUUGGAACUCGAGCGUUAGACACUUUCUUACACGAUGUAGAUAUUGGGUCCAUUGUAUAAGGCAUAUUUCACAGCUUUCCUUUUUUUACGUUACUGUUAUUGCGCUUCUAGUGACAACUUUCUAACGACAAUGGUUUUAGUUUUCUCAUAAAUGAAUUGUACAAUUACAAUGUAAAUGUAUUAUUGAUCAUACACAAAAGGAAUGUGUUGAGAGAACUAAAUUUUACACCCUGAUUCCAUAUAGGACAUUACGGUAAUUCAGAUUUUCUGGAUAUAGGAAAGUAAAAGUUUUGAAAAAUAAAUUUUUCUUCUCUGAGAAUCGAAUUUGUUCUUGGCAUGUUCUUAUAAAAAUUUCUUUUAAGAAAGAGAGUGUACGCCAAUAAACUAGAUGUAUAUGCUCCAAAAUUUUAAGGUGAUUCGCUGAUUUUGCACUGCGCAUCUUUUACUUCGCAUAGCAAGAUCGACACCGAAAACAAGAGCGUCUGAAGUAACAUUACUUAAAUGAAGUUGACUGAAGAAAAACGGUAUUUGAAUUUUCGCUUGCGGUUGUUCUUGCCGAGAUGAGACUCAAUGUGUUAUGAAUGUGCAAAACGUCAACAGCGCGCGUGUUGUUGAGUUCGACUUCCUCACGGAGAACCUCGAUAGUGGAUGUUAAACUUGUGCUAACUCACAUUGCUUUUCAUUUAAGCGCCGUCUUUGUCACAUUGCGUCGCAACAGUGAUAUCUCGAUUUCAAUUCUGUAAAAACGGAUUUUUUAAUGCUUUCUUCCCCCUUCCACAUACAUACCAUUUUUAAACUCGCCCCAGUCCUCUGUCAAAAAACGGAGGAAAUUUAUUUUGUGAGCACUUUCUGCAGCUCUACGGCAAAAACGAGUGCGGUGAGCCCUAUUUUUAUUUCAUGAUUUUAGUACGAACAGUGCAACCUUUAAAUGAGAAAAAAAUUGGCAUAAAUCUAUGUUCAGUUUUUUAGCAAUUUUACUAAAUUGUACGGAUUGAGCUAUAACGGGUCGAAUAGCGCGUGUCCAAAUUAAGUCUACUUUGGAGCGCAAAGUAAAAACAACGGCAUUGAAAGGCACUUUUCUGGUACGUACGUCGAUAAACAACACAUUUAAGUCGAAUUCUGUGCGAUACCACAUGCAUCAUCGAAAAAAUCUCUCCUUUUUGUCUAGUUUUGACGUGCGCGAGGUUUUUGCCAUAGGGUGCUAAAUAGCCGUAUUUGUCAGCAUUGUGACGUGAAAACAAGCACAGUAACCCCCACUUUUUAUUACUUUUUUUAUCAUCUUCCUGGCUUGUUGCAUCAGUGUACCAAGUUUCAUCUGCAAUCUAUGUUAGGUUCUUUUACUAAGGUACCACCUUAAGUCGGUAAUCGAAAGUUGAAUUUCGUUAUUUACAAGGGUUUUAAACAAUGCAAGUUUACUCCUACUCCAAAUCCAAAUCACGUUACAAACACUUCUCCCGAUUAACAAGUAAAAGAAUAAGAGUGCACCUUGACAGGAAAUGCGUUUCCAUCACCCCUAUGUUUUCCAUAAACCAUAUAUCAUGUCUUAGACAAUGACCAAUUUCUUUCUAAUGUUAGGAUGCUUUCAGUGGCUGUCAAAUUCUUCCUUGCUCCCAUAAAGUGCACAAGGAUUGUGCUAUAGCCAUGAUACAAAACGGAAUGUAA